CCGGCAAAGACUUCCUUUUUCGCCGGAAGUGCUGAAAGUUGCAGGCGCACGCUGUCGUUUGUGCUGACCAAAAGCAAUCCUGGAUUUUAAAUUUCAUCGCAGACAGUACACACUUCACGGAAUACGUUUUUUCACUCGAUAACAGUGGUAACCUUCUACUGGAAUGUCCCGUUUCUUCGCAACUGGAUCCGACUCCGAGUCGGAGGAGUCAUCGUCCGCCGAUGAGCUCACCCCUAAAGCAACCGGGACUACUUUCACCAAGCAGAACCUGUUGCUUAGCGACGAUGAGGAGGACACUAAGAGGGUGGUUCGCAGUGCCAAGGACAAGAGGUUUGAGGAGCUCACCAACCUGAUCAAGACCAUCCGCAAUGCCAUGAAGAUUAAGGACAUAUCCAAGUGUCUGGAGGAGUUUGAGCAGCUAUGUCGAGCGUUUGUCAAGAGCAAAAACAUAGUGGACAAGGAGGGUGUUCCCAAGUUCUACAUCCGACUGCUUGCCGACCUGGAGGACUACCUCAACCAGCUAUGGGAGGACAAGGAGGGCAAGAAGAAGAUGAACAAGAACAACGCCAAAGCCCUGAGCACUCUGAGGCAGAAGAUCCGCAAGUACAACCGCGACUACGAGACCGAGAUCGGCAGCUACAAAGAGAACCCUGAUCAGUCUGCAGAGGAAGAGGAGGAGAAAGAUGAAGCAGAAUCUGGUUCAUCCUCUGACAGUGAUGAAGAUGGGGGAGAGGAGGUCACGGCUAAGAACUUCAUGAAGAAGAAGCCUCCCGCUGAGCCUGUGCCGGACGCCAGCAAGUUCCUCAAGGGGGCAGCGGAUGAGGAGUCGUCCAGUGACAGUGACGAGGAUGAUGAGGACUGGGGCUCCGAGGUGGUGGAGAGCAGCAGCGACAGUGAAGAGGGCGAUGCCAACGCUUCCUCACUGGCCGGCCUCUUCCUCAAAAAGACACAGGAGGGUGACCGCCAGGGUGCUGACCGCAAGGAGAAGAAGCGCAAGCCCAAGGUCAAGCUGGAGCGCACCGAGGAGGAGGAGGCUGACGAGCAGCAGGAUGAAGAGGCAGGCUGGGAGAAGGUCAAAGGGGGUGUCCCUCUGGUCAAGGAGAAGCCCAAGAUGUUUGCCAAAGGCACAGAGAUCAACACAGCUGUGGUGGUCAAGAAACUCAACGAGAUCCUGCAGGCCAGAGGCAAGAAGGGCACAGACAGAGCGGCGCAGAUCGAGCUGCUCCACGCCCUGUCGGCCAUCGCUGCGGAGAAUAACCUGGGCGAGGGCAUCCUGGUCAAGAUCAGGUUCAACAUCAUCGCCUCCCUCUACGACUACAACCCCAACCUGGCCGCCUUCAUGAAG
Molecule: messenger RNA, 1345 nt
Organism: Alosa alosa (allis shad)
Lineage: Eukaryota; Metazoa; Chordata; Actinopteri; Clupeiformes; Clupeidae
Gene: eif3c
Product: eukaryotic translation initiation factor 3, subunit C
Biological process (GO): translational initiation
Cellular component (GO): eukaryotic translation initiation factor 3 complex
Molecular function (GO): translation initiation factor binding; translation initiation factor activity; RNA binding
Source: RefSeq, a predicted model, not a curated record